AUGAAUGUGAGCAGAGACAAGGUCGGUGACAUCUCCAUCCCGGCAGCGGCGGCGGCGGCGGUGACAGCCCCCGCGGGCGGCAUCGGCGGGGAGCCCCGGGGCGGCUGCCACGGGGAAGGCAUGGACGGCCGCGGGGAGCAGCGGCUCUCGGCCGGCGGCGAGCUGCCGCUCUACUGCCCUGCCAAUCGGGACAGGCAAGGGGACAGCCAGAGCAACACCCCCGGACAAGAGGGGGCAGUGGCCGCGCUGCCCAUGGUGCACAGAACCACCUCCUUCUCCGUGCUCGACAUCCUGGACCCUAACAAGUUCAACAGCAAGCGGCGGCAGUGCGCGGGCUUGUACAAAUCGGCGGGCACCGAGAUCACGCUGGGGGCGGAGGAUAAGCCCGAGGACUCAGGGACGGAGCUGGCCGAGCAAAAGGCUCUUGCCGAAGAUUUCGACGCGUGUAAGAAGUCCGCAGAGCUGAUCAAGGACGGGGAGCUCUACAAGGCCGAGGAGUGCGACCUGGACUACAGCAGCCGGCCGAGCCGCAGCCCCGACAGCGAGCUGCAGGACGACGAGGAGCUGUGCAGCGAGGAGAGCGGCAGCACCAGCGGCAGCAGCGGCAGCUCCGGCCCCGCGGCGCCCGGAGAGGCCGAGCCGGGCCCGCUCCGAGCCGAGGCGGCCGAGGCGGGGCUCCCCGGCCCGCAGGCCAAGCCCAAGAGGAAGCGGACGGGCUCGGACUCCAAGUCGGGCAAGCCCCGGCGGGCGCGGACAGCCUUCACCUACGAGCAGCUGGUGGCGCUGGAAAACAAGUUCAAAUCCACGCGGUACCUGUCGGUGUGCGAGCGCCUCAACCUGGCGCUGUCGCUCAGCCUCACCGAGACGCAGGUGAAGAUCUGGUUCCAGAACCGCCGCACCAAGUGGAAGAAGCAGAACCCGGGCGCCGACACCAGCGCGCCCACGGGCGGCGGCGGCGGCGGCGGGGCGGGGGCCGGGCUGGGCGGCGGGGCCCUGCCGGGCGGGCUCAGCCCCCUCAGCCACUCGCCGCCCAUGGGCGCCCCGCUCUCCAUGCACGGCCCCGGCAGCUACGCCGGGCACCCGGCCGGAGGGCUGGUCUGCGCUGCCCAGCUGCCCUUCCUGCCCAGCCCCGCCGUCCUCUCGCCCUUCGUGCUGGGCUCCCAGACUUACGGCGCUCCGGCGUUCUACACCCCGCACCUAUAA
Molecule: messenger RNA, 1203 nt
Organism: Camarhynchus parvulus
Lineage: Eukaryota; Metazoa; Chordata; Aves; Passeriformes; Thraupidae
Gene: NKX1-1
Product: NK1 homeobox 1
Exons: 3
Coding region: 1-1203 (400 amino acids)
Biological process (GO): cell differentiation; regulation of transcription by RNA polymerase II
Cellular component (GO): nucleus
Molecular function (GO): RNA polymerase II cis-regulatory region sequence-specific DNA binding; DNA-binding transcription factor activity, RNA polymerase II-specific
Source: RefSeq, a predicted model, not a curated record